Messenger RNA from Trichomonas vaginalis G3, 159 nucleotides. RefSeq lists its product as uncharacterized. The annotation marks the transcript as partial. The record is from RefSeq and is a predicted model, not a curated record. Lineage: Eukaryota; Parabasalia; Trichomonadida; Trichomonadidae. The transcript has a single exon.
GAGCUAUUAAAGGACAAAGAACUUUUACAUAAAUAUGGUUCUGAGAAGUUUAACAUAACUCCACCAGAAAAGAAGAAGAGAGAAAAGAAAGAAAAGAAAGUAGAAGAAGAGAAGAAAGAACCAGAGCCAGUUCCAGAGAAAAAGAAAUUUGACAUGUAA